Lacerta agilis (Sand lizard) is the source of this 671-nucleotide messenger RNA. It is a transcript of the gene LY86, whose product is annotated as lymphocyte antigen 86. Lineage: Eukaryota; Metazoa; Chordata; Lepidosauria; Squamata; Lacertidae. The record is from RefSeq and is a predicted model, not a curated record. The transcript is spliced from 6 exons. The coding region runs from base 1 to 651 and encodes 216 amino acids. Gene Ontology annotation, biological process: positive regulation of lipopolysaccharide-mediated signaling pathway; innate immune response.
AUGGCGCCAGUUGCUCACUCUUUUAAACUAUCUCAAGGCACGAGCCCUUAUUGGAUUAACAUUUGUGUCAGCAGUUUGUGUAGUGGCUUGGAGCUGCUGUGUUUAAUAGAAGGAGGAAGUAGGCAAACUGACUGUUUUCAAGAAAGAGACACAACCACACAGUCCCUCUUCAACAGCGUGAAGAUGUUUAAAGUUUUCUCCUUUGUCCUUUUGUUGGUUUAUACCACCCCCAGCACUGAAUGGCCUACGCACCUCCUCUGCAAGACUGAUCGGCUGGAGGUAAACUACAGAAGCUGUGAUCCACUGCAAGAUUUGGCUUUUAGCAUUGACACCUGCUCCAGUGUGGUGCCCGAAACUCUUAACAUCAGAAUAGCAACCAUUUUAAGGUACAGCAUCAGGAAACUAUCUGUGGAAGUAAGUCUUGGCAUAAAUGGGGGGAGCGUUCCAUUUUUCUCCAAGGAACUUUGCGAAGAAGAUCACCCAGAGUUUCAUUACUGCGGAAAGAAGAAAGGAGAACUAAUCUACUAUGAAGGGCCUGUCUCGGUGGGAUUCCAUGAGCUCCCUCAGGGAGACUUUGAUGUAAAGGUGGAAUUUUUAAAUCAAGACCAUCGCGCUAUUAUUUGUGCAAAUUUCACUGUUAAGAGUCACUGAAAGGGUGUCGCUAUUUUUAA